AUGUACACAGCUCUAGUCGGGUCGUGGCUGGCUCUGGCCGCCACUGUGGCAACUGCCCCAUCCAAGUCGCUGAACUCAAGAGUCUCCAACUCAGGUCCACACGAACUGAGCCGCGUCGUGAUCUUCACCCCUGACGAGAACUACACAGACCCUCAAGUCUUGUACGAGAGGACCGUCCAGCUCCCUAACAACGACCUUCUGGCCACUUGGGAGAACUACUCCCCCGAGCCGCCACCGGUGUACUUCCCCAUCUACCAAUCCAAAGACAGUGGCUCGACUUGGAGUGAGAUUUCCAGGGUCCAGGAUACGGCACUGGGUCAGGGUCUCCGCUACCAACCAUCGCUCUACGUGCUACCGAAGCAAAUCGGCGAAUUUCAGCCAGGGACGUUGCUAUUGGCUGGAUCGUCUAUCCCGACGGAUCUUUCCACCACCCAGCUGGAACUCUAUGCUUCUACCGACAGCGGAGUGACGUGGGAAUUCGUUUCUCACGUAGCCGCUGGUGGUGAAGCAGUCCCGAACAAUGGUCUCACUCCAGUCUGGGAGCCUUUCAUGAUGGUAUAUGAAGAUAAGCUCAUCUACUACUACUCGGACCAACGAGACAACGAAACCUACGGCCAAAAGCUCGUGCACCAAACUUCCACUGACCUGAAGACUUGGGGUCCAGUAGUUGAAGACGUCGCAUACUCAACUUAUACUGAUCGCCCCGGUAUGCCCACCGUUGCUUUGCUUCCUGACGGAAAUUACAUCUAUACGUACGAGUAUGGCGGUGGGCCAAACCCUACAACAACGAGCUACACCUUCCCCGUCUUCUACCGAUUGUCCAAAGAUCCCGAGAAGUUCUUUGACGUUGAGCACCACCCUAUCGUCACCACCGAGGGCACCGUCCCCAACGGCUCGCCGUACGUCGUGUGGUCGUCUGCUGGAGGCGUUAACGGGACCAUCAUCGUCUCGUCCGGGUGCUGUUCUCAGAUUUUCGUCAACAAGGCCCUUGGUGCUGAGGAUGCGUGGGAGAGCGUGAGUACUCCCGAGGGAGUGUCUUAUACAAGGUCUUUGAUGGUCUUCAACGACGACCCGAGCUAUUUGUUGAUUGGGGGUGCUGGCAAGCUACCCCCCGCCGAUGGAAUGAAUCAAGUUACGAUCAGCGUAGUGAAACUGGAUUGA
Messenger RNA from Pseudomassariella vexata, 1161 nucleotides. RefSeq names its product exo-1,5-alpha-L-arabinofuranobiosidase. The transcript is spliced from 2 exons. NCBI's taxonomy places the organism in Eukaryota, Fungi, Ascomycota, Sordariomycetes, Amphisphaeriales, Pseudomassariaceae. The record is from RefSeq and is a predicted model, not a curated record. Bases 1 to 1161 code for a protein of 386 amino acids.